Molecule: messenger RNA, 6713 nt
Organism: Microtus oregoni (creeping vole)
Lineage: Eukaryota; Metazoa; Chordata; Mammalia; Rodentia; Cricetidae
Gene: Anks1a
Product: ankyrin repeat and sterile alpha motif domain containing 1A
Exons: 25
Coding region: 139-3714 (1191 amino acids)
Cellular component (GO): cytosol
Molecular function (GO): protein binding
Source: RefSeq, a predicted model, not a curated record
CCAAGGAGGCGGGGGAGGGAGAGGGGGUGGCGUCCCCGGCCGGUUUGAGGGGUGCGUUGCCCGGAGACGGAAAGUUUGGGAGCCGCAGCAGGCUCUGCGUGGCCCCGGGUGGGGGUCCGAGGAGCGGCGGCCCUGGGGAUGGGGAAGGAGCAGGAGCUGCUGGAGGCGGCCCGCACCGGGCACCUCCCGGCCGUGGAGAAGCUGCUGUCCGGGAAGCGGCUCUCCUCCGGCUUCGGCGGCGGCGGCAGCGGCGGCUCCGGCGGCGGCGGCGGCUCCGGGGGCGGCGGCCUGGGCUCUUCCAGCCACCCGCUCUCCAGUCUGCUGAGCAUGUGGAGGGGGCCGAAUGUGAAUUGCGUAGACAGCACCGGCUACACGCCGCUCCACCACGCUGCGCUGAAUGGCCACAGGGAUGUGGUUGAGGUCCUGCUGAGGAACGACGCGCUGACCAAUGUUGCUGACUCGAAAGGCUGCUACCCGCUGCACUUGGCAGCAUGGAAAGGAGACGCCCAGAUAGUGCGCUUGCUCAUCCACCAAGGGCCCUCGCACACCAGAGUCAAUGAACAGAAUGCUCUUGAGAUCAAAGAACUCAAAAAGUACGGCCCCUUUGACCCUUAUAUCAAUGCCAAGAACAACGACAAUGAGACUGCCCUGCACUGUGCAGCACAGUAUGGCCACACGGAGGUCGUGAAGGCUCUGUUGGAGGAGCUCACAGACCCCACCAUGCGCAACAACAAGUUCGAAACACCUCUGGACUUGGCAGCGCUCUACGGGCGGCUGGAGGUGGUGAAGAUGCUGCUGAGCGCGCACCCCAACCUCCUGAGCUGCAGCACUAGGAAGCACACCCCCUUACACUUGGCCGCGAGGAAUGGCCACAAGGCCGUGGUGCAGGUCCUGCUGGACGCCGGCAUGGAUAGCAACUACCAGACGGAGAUGGGCAGCGCUUUGCAUGAGGCUGCUUUGUUUGGCAAGACCGAUGUGGUGCAAAUUCUGCUGGCUGCAGGAAUCGACGUUAACAUAAAGGACAGCCGUGGCCUCACUGCCCUCGACACUGUGCGUGACCUGCCUUCUCAGAAGAGCCAGCAGAUAGCAGCCCUGAUAGAAGAUCACAUGACUGGAAAAAGAAGCAUGAAAGAAGUAGAUAAGAGCGCCACAGCUCAGCUACCUCUCCUCUCCAGCACAGAUGCCACAGCACCAAAGUCUCAGGGGAGCGUGGAGAAAGCAGUCACUGAACUGAUCAUUGAUUUUGACACACGCGCUGAGGAGGAGGGUCCCUACGAGGCACUGUACAAUGCUGUGUCCUGUCACUCCUUGGACAGCACGGCCAGUGGGCGAUCAUCUGACCGAGAUUCCGUGAACAAGGAGACCGAGGCCACAGGAGCAAGAACUGCUGGAGUCAGGCCUAGGGAACGUCCACCGCCUCCAGCAAAGCCGCCACCUGAUGAAGAGGAAGAAGAACGCGUAGAUAAGAAGUAUUUGCCCUUGACAGCCUCUGAGGCCCUGGCUGUGAGACCCAGGACCCAGAGCGAUGUCUCCCGGGAAGAGGACGAGCACCCAUAUGAGCUGUUGCUCACAGCAGAGACCAAGAAGCUGGGGGCCACAGACGGAAAGACUAAAGACCACAGGCGGAGCAGCGGCAGCCGGAGCCAGGACUCUGUGGAGGGGCAGGACGGGCAGGUCCCGGAGCAGUUCUCAGGUCUCCUACACGGCUCCUCCCCAGUGUGUGAGGUGGGGCAGGACCCUUUCCAGCUGCUUACUGCCCCCAGCCAGAACCACCCAGAGUCCCCCCAGCAGGACGCCUGCCACGAGGCCAGCAUGCAGCUAGAGGAGCCGGGCAUGCAAGGCACUGGAAACCCACAGCCCGGCGUCCUGGACCAAAGCAAGAGAGUGGGCUUCCCAGCAGGCCUGAGUGCGGCAGCCGGCCGAGCACACCUCCAGACUCUGACUCACACAGUCGCUCUGCACCCUGCUGGGGCUGAGGAAGAGGAGGACAGGAGCGGGGCCAGAAGCCGAGCCCCUCCCACUAGCAAGCCCAAGGCUGAGCUUAAGCUCAGCCGCAGUUUGUCAAAGUCUGACUCUGACCUCCUGACCUGCUCUCCCACGGAGGACACCACGAUGGGGAGUCGCAGCGAGUCUUUGUCCAACUGCAGCCUCGGGAAGAAGAGACUGGAGAAGUCACCUUCGUUUGCCUCUGAGUGGGACGAGAUUGAGAAAAUCAUGAGCUCGAUUGGAGAAGGAAUUGACUUUUCUCAGGAACAGCAGAAGAUCUCAGGUUCUCGGACGCUGGAGCAGAGCGUCGGGGAGUGGCUGGAGUCAGUCGGCCUGCAGCAGUAUGAGAACAAGUUGCUGCUGAAUGGCUUUGAUGAUGUCCGCUUCCUGGGCUCCAAUGUGAUGGAAGAGCAAGACCUGAGGGAGAUUGGCAUCAGCGACCCACAGCACCGGCGGAAGCUGCUGCAGGCUGCACGCUCCCUGCCUAAGGUGAAGGCUCUUGGCUAUGAUGGGGUCAGUCCCCCCUCGGUGCCCUCCUGGUUGGACUCACUGGGGCUGCAGGAUUACAUCCAUUCCUUCCUGUCCAGCGGCUACAGCUCCAUCGACACUGUGAAGAACCUCUGGGAGCUGGAGCUUGUCAAUGUCCUGAAGGUUCACCUGCUGGGCCACCGUAAACGCAUCAUCGCCUCGCUUGCGGAAAGGCCCUAUGAGGAGCCACCCCAGAAGCCCCCGAGAUUUUCCCAGCUAAGAUGCCAGGACUUAAUCUCCCAGACGUCAUCCCCACUGAGCCAGAGUGACUCCUGCACAGGGCGGUCAGCAGAGCUGCUGCUGCCCUCGGCAGACACCAGCAGGAGGCGCCACGACAGCCCGUACGACCCUGGGGCAGCCUCUCGAGUAGAGCGCUUCAGAGUCCAGGAGGAGCCCAGUGAGACCAAGCUGACCCUCCGUCCGCCCAGCCUGGCUGCCCCCUAUGCCCCGGUGCAGAGCUGGCAGCACCAGCCAGAAAAACUCAUCUUUGAAUCCUGUGGUUAUGAGGCUAAUUAUCUGGGUUCCAUGCUGAUCAAAGAUCUGCGAGGGACAGAAUCCACACAAGAUGCCUGUGCCAAAAUGCGGAAGUCUACAGAGCACAUGAAGAAAGUCCCGACCAUCAUCCUGUCCAUCACAUACAAAGGGGUCAAGUUCAUCGACGCUUCCAACAAGAAUGUCAUUGCUGAGCAUGAGAUCCGGAACAUUUCUUGCGCUGCGCAGGACCCGGAGGACCUGUGUACCUUUGCCUACAUCACCAAGGACCUGCAGACGAGCCACCACUACUGCCACGUCUUCAGCACAGUGGAUGUGAACCUCACCUACGAGAUCAUCCUGACCCUGGGGCAGGCAUUUGAGGUGGCCUAUCAGCUGGCCCUUCAGGCCCAGAAAUCCAGGACGAUGGGGGCCUCUGCAGCUGCAGUGAUUGAAACAAAAUCUUCCAAACCGGUGCCUAAGCCUCGGGUCGGCGUGAGGAAGUCUGCAGUGCCGAUGCCCCCCGAUAGUCGCUGUUGUCACUGUCACACCUGCACCACCCACCGUCCUUCCUACCUACCGCUGCCGUCUCUUGGUCCUGGAGCCAAGCUGGAACCGCCUGACUCGGACCAGGAGGCCCCAUCCCACGCUAGUGUUUCCUGGAUUGUGGACCCAAAGCCAGACUCUAAGCGGAGCCUCAGCACCAAGUAUGAGACCACUAUCUUCUAAACAGCCACCCUGUCUCCACUACCCCACUGUGCCUUUGCCACCCGAUGGCUCUGCUGUCUCAGCUCUCCUUCCAGCUGCAUGGGACCUGCCCUCCUGGCAGCAGCUCUAGACACCUCCUCCCUCACAGCUCCUGCUUUCCACCACCCACACUGUGAACCUCCCUGUGGGCCGAGGACAACUAGGGCAGCUUCCAUCCGAGGGCCCCAAAGCCUUUGCACUAGGCCCUGGGAGGUGAGGAGUGGGGGUAGCUUCCACGGGGACCCCAGUAGCCUCCCCAAGGUUGCUCUCCUCUCCUGUCCAAUCCUGGGUCACAGCUGGAUGCCAAAAGCUACCAGUUUUCACCUUUCCUGACCCACCUACCACUGUGACCACCAGUGCCAGGCGCCCUGCACACAGCUGCUUUCUCACCUGGUCAGGCCCCGUGAUGUGGCUUCACCAGGGACAGACUUUCUGUAAGGGCCAAGGUUGGUACUGGCCACACCCUCGAGCACGUCCAAACAGUGGGUUCUUAGGGACCUGUGUGUGCUUGGCCCCUUUCUGUGCUGUGGGCCUGGCUCUGGAGUCCAGCUCACCGAGGGCAUGCCCUGCACACAAGUGCACCUUCUUCCUUCUCAGUUCCUUCUCAGAGUGGAGCUGCCUGCGCAGAGGGCGGAUACUGAGCAGCUUCUCUGGUGUCUGACAGCAUUCUCACACUCCCUGUGGUGGUAGGGACCUGAGACAGCCGUCAUCCAGCCAUCCCCACAGCUAGCAUCAUGGAGCUGUGGGAAGAUCAGUCUAGAUGGCAGGAGGCAGAAGAACUGAUGCCUGUGGCCUUGGUGCCAACAGUGUAGGACAGUGGAAGAGUCAGUCAGCGCUGAGCUGGGACCAGGGCUGGCCCUUCCACCGCCUGUCUUUGUGCCUUCCUGGACAGAUGGGCCAGGAGCAGCAGAGGGCUGUAGGCUGUGGAGGGCACUCCGCUCUGCUCCGCUCGGGGGAGGCAGGGACUUCUCUUCUGCUCUGUGUCCUUUCCAUUUCCUCCACCUUGCGCAGACUUUGGUUAACUCUUUCCUCCCCCGUUGUUUGCUUCUGCCAAGCUGAGCCACUGAGGAGCCACACUGUGCUGCAGAAACAGCCGUGGAAAGCACAGGCUCCUGCCCCCAGCACCGAGCCUCGUCGGCAGCUCUGAAGACCCAGGCCCAGCCCUGCCCGUAGGAUCUCCUUUCAGCGCUUGGUCUGGCAGAUCAAACCCAGUCAUGGAGGCAGAGAAGACACCAGGCGUCAAGCCGAGGGGACCAUAACUCUUGGUGGCCCAAGAGUGGCCUGUCCAGGACAUGUGUUUUUAAUAGGAAAACUUUUUUUUUUUUUUAUAAAUUUUUAACACUUGGUUCCAGUUUCUGGAUAAAGCUGUCGAUCAAGAUGACAGGAAAAGACCUCGUCCGUACAGCCCUCUGCCUUCAGGAUGGAGUCCCAGCCUGGGGGUGGCUUGGGGCAGAGCUGAGACUUCAAACUUUUGUUCCCAGCUCCUAGUCUAGAGCUAGGCUGGGGUGAUGACACUUGGGCCAGAGCAGAAGUUUCUGGGGUUCCAGUGGGGAUGAGCAAGUAGUUUCUGGUGUGGGGAACUCCUUGGUACUCUCCUGUCCAUGUUGGCACUGCCCACGGCAGCUGUGCCGUGUGUUGACAGGCUGCAGCAGCCAUGUCAGAAGGGAGAAGUGGCUUUGUCUGGAGCGCUAGUGGGAUUAUCAGCUAAGCUUGCAGCUUGCCAGCUUGGACCUUGGCUGGCCUCACUCUGGUUCUUUUUGACUGUUGUUUCCUCUUGCUGGACACAUCUGUUCCAGUUGUGGAAAAGGCUACGUCCAGUGACAGUCUUCCCGGCUGUGGUCUUGAGGAUAAGUGGUGUCCCUCGGACUCUUCUGCUAGCUUUGCUCUUUAGAGUGACGUGGGUGGCAGGCAUUCUCCUGGGCCUAAGGAACGAUGCGGAGCAGAGUACUGGGGGAUGGGGACAAGCCAGGCCAGCCACUCCCCAGCGUUUCUGGAGUAGAGAGCAAAGAGCAGCACUGAGCCCGUGGGUGCGGUCUCGGGGGCAGCAGGUCAGGCUCGUGCAGAUCUGUGACUGCAGUUGGGGCGUGUGCGUGGAGUGCUGCUGGGCGCCUCUUCCUCGUGGCUGCUCCUUGGGAAGCAGGGUUGACCUCUGCUAGGCCUGUGGGCUCUCUGUCCUCUCUGGGAAAGAAGCCAAUGGUCCUCCACUGCUAGGUACCGGCGACAGAACUUCCUUUCCCUGCCUCACACUCUCAGCCCUAGAAAGUUGCCCUCAGCUCCCACCUUGCAGGAAUCCUGCUCCCAGAGGUGAGCUCGGUGGUGGGCACGAAGCCUGGGGACACUGUAGACACUACGAUGAGCUCCAGCUGCAUUUUGUUCUAGAAAUCCCAGGCAGGCACUUCCCCUUGACGCUGCUAUGUCUUAUUUAUUCAGGGUGUUUCUACCAGAAAGUCUCUGGCUUGUCUGCUCUGGGGCUCCUUUCAAGAUUGGUUUCUGAAUAGUCAAGAAAUUCCUCUUCGACUCCUCGGGGUGGGUCUCUCCCUUUCAGGACAGAUGCCAAGUGGAAGGGUCUGCCUUUGGUACUUGUGCGAGUCAUGCCCUGUGGCAAGACCGAGGCUGUGAAGGAACCGUUCUGGUCAGAGUGGUAAAAUGUGCCCAGUGCUCUUGCUGCGGUGGCCGCAGGCCCCCUUCCUUGCCUCCCGGCCAGCUCACUACCCUGAGCAGGAGGCUCCGGCGGGCUCUGCCUCUGAGGUUGCCUAUUCAGGAGUUCUCCAGAAGCCUCGGGUUCGAGCACUCAGAACCCACGGCUGCAAUUGUCACAGUGUCUCACAGUCGGCUACGCUGCAGGUCACAGGAGUUGUUGCUCAUGGCGGACAGUGGGACUGGAUUGUAAGAAAAAUGUUAUUUAAUCUUUGUUUCCGUAUUUUGAUACUUGAAUGACUUCCCUUUUGUUUUACUGUACAUAAAAUUGUUAAUCUGUCCGA